GAUAAUCCCCCAUCAUCAUCCGGGAAGUUAUGUUUGCAAAUCGAUAGGAUAAACAGCACACCUGCCAGCCUAAUCCUGUCGCCUUAUUUCAUUACCUUUUUCGAAACUUUCAUAUUUUCUGACUAAAAUCUAUUUCAUCGGGGCAGUAAAAGUAUGAUUAGAUCAGGGAAAGAAAGAAUCACUCGCCGUUACAUUUGUUGCGGAUUUGUAUUAAGCAUUCUCGUCGUCGUCAAAGCAUCCUUUUCCACGCAGAAUCAUUUAAGAAGUCGAAGCGACGAUGAAACAUCUCCUAAUAAUGGCUAUGGGAAAAAAAAUCCAACGUCGCCCGAAACGAAUAAAAUCGAUAACUUAGCUUCUCGCAGGGGAGACCGUUUACUUGAAAAAGAUACACGCCGGAGAAAGACACACGAAGAACAUACUAAUGGAGACGAAAACCACCAUGCAGUAACAUCAAUAAAUACAACAACGAAAACCCACGAACCAGGACCACGCGAAACAGGACCAAAAUUCGGUGCACGGAGCUUCGACUAUUGGUACGAUGCGUACAAUAUAGAACAACACGAUUCAUACAACGUAAACCAACAAAAUGCAGAUCCAUAUGCUCAAACUAUCCCCGUGCCAUCCAGUUCAUAUUCAUUCUCUCCAACAACCUCCACGACCGCAGAUUUUACUCUUUCUUUGGUACCGAGCACCAGCGUCGACGAAUUAAAUCCAUCGACAGGAAGCCCAACUACUAGUGAUGCUUCACCUACCGAGACGCCAUCAAGUCGAUCAACUCUGGUCCCGUCAGCAAUCAUCCUCGGCACAGAAGAUCCUACAGUAGCGAAUAUUACUCCAGAACCAACGGUUGUCAACAGCAAUUCAAACGUUCUAAGCUAUCAGGAUCAGCGCGGUAUUUGUAGUGGUGCCGCAAAUGGCAUUGGAUGUGCAAGUGAGGAUCCCGAAGAACAAUUAUCGGGAAAUCCUAACGAGAUUGUCAAUUGCUUCAACGUAACAGAAUUUGGUGUCGAACUUCCUUUCAUGAUUGAUUCCGUGCGUUUUUGGAUCGGGAGUUCGUCACCACCACCACCCGACUUAGAGCUCAAUGUUUUUGCGGGAACGAAAGAGAAUGGACCUGACAGCAAUAUUCUUUUGUACUCUCAACAGCUGUUCGGAUACACAACUGGAAUAAAUACAAUUACCACUACCAUGGACGUAAUGAUUUUUCUAUCCAGUUUUUGUGUCGGUGUUACAUCAAGAUCUUCCGAUGCUGGUCUGAGAAUCCAAACUGAUGACCUGGGGAUAAUUGAUGAUGCUUCCUACCUUCGAUCUCCCGAGUGUGGGAUCGCCAACUUCACGUCACUCGGCGAUGUGGGCCUUACAAACGACUUCUGUAUUGAGGCCUUGGUUUCCUUUGGGGUAGAUUUGCGUCGAUAACAAGACAAUAUCUUUGGAUGUACGUCUUUUAUCAGGGGAUGGGGUUCAACGUUGUUAAAAGGGAGGGGCUAAGUUUUUAUGAGAUAAACGUAAACAUUCAUU
Messenger RNA from Pseudo-nitzschia multistriata, 1518 nucleotides. NCBI's taxonomy places the organism in Eukaryota, Bacillariophyta, Bacillariophyceae, Bacillariales, Bacillariaceae. The record is from the annotation of a GenBank genome assembly.